Pistacia vera is the source of this 936-nucleotide messenger RNA. Its product is annotated as agamous-like MADS-box protein AGL75. The transcript has a single exon. The record is from RefSeq and is a predicted model, not a curated record. The coding region runs from base 1 to 879 and encodes 292 amino acids. Gene Ontology annotation, molecular function: protein dimerization activity; DNA binding. NCBI's taxonomy places the organism in Eukaryota, Viridiplantae, Streptophyta, Magnoliopsida, Sapindales, Anacardiaceae.
AUGGCUUCUGCCCAGAAGUUAAAUAAAAGAAUAUCAACUUUGAAGAACAAGGCUGCCCAGCUAGAAACACUAUGUGAUGUUAAAGUUUGCAUGGUGUGCUUUGGUCAUGAUGGGGAGGUGGUAACAUGGCCAGAGAAUAAGAGAGAGGUUCUUCACUUAAUCAAUGAGGUGAAAGCACCACUCAGUGUGAGAGCAGAACAGAAAGCUAAGCACAAUUGCAACCUCAUUGGUUUCUUGACCAGGAAGAAACAGAAACUGAACAAUAAGGUGGAAAAUAAGAAAGAGAGAAAAAUCAAGCGAGAAGUAAAGAAAAUUAAGGCAUCCAACCAAGACAUUGACAACUUAUUUUCAAGUUGGGAAGCAAAGUUGAGGGAGUUGUCAGACGAGAAGGAACUGGUGUGUUUGUUUGAAUUCUUGGAAUCAAGGUUGGUGAGUUUGAGGGACAAAAUUAGGUUGCUCCAAACCAAGAAUUUUGAAAAAGCAGUUCAAGUUUACAAUGGAGAUAAUACAGAGUCAGACCUAAAUAUUCUUAAUAUACAGAGUUACCAACCAUUAAUGCGUCCUUCUCCUUUGUUAGGUGGUGAAAGCUCCUCUAAUCAACAAGUUUGUGCAGCAGCUGUUGGAAGUAACUCUGAUUUUGGGGUUAAUAUUAAAAAUAAUCUUUUUCUUAAUGGAGGUUUUUCUUCGGGGUAUGGACAUGCAAUUGCAAAUAUGGGUUUGAGGACACAGGAAAAAUUUGGCUUCAGGGAAGAAAGUAUCGACAGUUGUUCAAAUUAUGGCGAAUCCAUGUUUUGCCAAACAUCAACAACUCCGCUGCAUGAAGUUUUGCCCAUCUCAAUGAGGCAACCAUGGCGAUUCUCAAACAAGUCUGCUCAGUGAUGCAAUUUCAAGCAAUUUUCUCAUCCAAGAUCAAGAGCAAAAGGCAGACUCUCUAGU